Molecule: messenger RNA, 3526 nt
Organism: Sitodiplosis mosellana (orange wheat blossom midge)
Lineage: Eukaryota; Metazoa; Arthropoda; Insecta; Diptera; Cecidomyiidae
Exons: 9
Coding region: 395-3196 (933 amino acids)
Biological process (GO): protein ubiquitination
Cellular component (GO): Cul4-RING E3 ubiquitin ligase complex
Source: RefSeq, a predicted model, not a curated record
ACUUGAAGGCAAAUCGGAAAACAAUUAAUUGGUUUAGAUGAGUGGAAUCGAACGACAUCUGUUAUGACAUAAAACACGUAUAACGCAAAAAUAAAGUAAACACGCUCCAGAUGGAUAUGUCAAAAUUGUGUUUUAGUUUACCAUUUACAAAUAGAAAUCUAUUGUUGUGAAUGUGACUAUUUUCAUUUGUUCGAUCGCGAGUCCUUUUUCAGUUUUACUGAGUGCAGUGCAUCCGAAAUUGUGGCGAUUUUGGUUUUUGUUCCCUCAAUUUACCUAGAUAAAUUCGAUUUAAGUAGUUUAGUGCCAACCGCAAGCAAAAUGUGAUUAAAUUAUUGCGACAAAUACGAUAGAUAGAAGGGAAAGAAGAAGAAAAAAAAAAUAUCAUUCGGUGAAAAUGAAUCGAUUGUAUACAAGUGGUGACUUCAGUUCAUCAUGUUCCUCGGACACAGAUGGAUCGUCAUCGGAAGACGAGGGCACGGAGAAUAUUUUCAGCAAAAAGCGCAUCAACGAAAAGAGCGAUUCAAAUGCUAAUUCGCGAAAAUCUACAUCACAAAAUAUCAUAUUUAAAUUACAAAAUCGAGAGAGAACGGGAUAUUUUACGGACAAAAUUUCUCACAAGGAUCGAAAACUUGCAUUUGUUCGGGUUCCGAGACGAUUACAGUUUUGCUUGAAAGAAAUUGUGCCAUAUUGUUACCUAACCGGACACGUGUUCAUGGGAUUAACAAUAUGCGGCCAAUUUAUGCUCAGUUACAAAGUUAUCUCAGAUGAAGACUCUGCACUCAACAAUUACAGCUUUACCUCAACUUAUAAAUACGAGCUCUAUUUUUGGAUUUACCGCCCUCAUAAUCUGCUUUAUAAGUACUUUACGAUUUGCUUAUUUGACGAUCAUGGUGUCGAUAAUAUCAAAGCAGUCACAAUGGCACAAUGGAAAACCAAUCCACGGGUACUUGUGGUGCAUGGUGGUGGCGUUGAAAGCGAAGAUUCAUAUAUUACCGUUGUGGCUGUUCCAAAUUUAGGAUGCUUAGACUGUAAAAAACUUCGCGAUGAAUUCUGUGCCAAUGACACAAUGGACGUAAAUCGAAGCGGUUAUUUAUGCAUCAAGUGUAAUUUUACGAUACACACGAAAUAUUGCCGUGCUGAUACUGAUCCCGUCUUCAAUCCGAGCGUAAAUUUACAGUGUUUGGAUAAGAUUCUGAUUGUGGCGAACGGUUUGAUUCAUAUGGUUCACAUUGAUCUACAUCUGAAUAAACAGGUCAAACCGUUCACCAAUUCCAUUGAUAUAAAGUAUGUUAAGACACGCACAAAAUCAAAGCCUGAAUCAAGUCAACCGGAUGAAGUGAAUGAAGAUUUAGUCAGUUUGCCAAAUAGUUCCAUAACAAAGUGUUCCACUGAACAGACAACAAAAACUGCCAAAGAGAGACCCAACUCAACUACGACUGCAUGUGAUGAUCAUCAACAAAUGGCAAAAGCGUAUGAGCCAAAAAAUAUUGUGGAGAAAAUCAUCGCGGAUUUUGCCGAAUGCGAAACCGAUUUGACACCGACUGAAAAACAACAGCAAACGCCUCGCAUUAACAAUACACAAAAUAAUUUCAAUGAAUUGGUCAUAACAUGCCGAAAUAAUAUUGAUAAACCAUUAAGAGCGACGAGUUCAACAAAGGUUCGAUUGUUGAAUCAUCGCAGCAAUCGAAUCAUAUCGAAGAGUGUGACCAAUUUGAAGAAUAGCAUAACUAAAGUUGACUUUGGCCCGAGUCAAGCGACAAAUACAACGAUUCCAAGCGGCAGUUCGAAUAACAAUGCAAACAAUAAGAAUUUAGACAAGGCAGCUAAAGCGUACGAAUUUUCCGAAGACAAUGAAAAAUGUGAAAAGAUUAGCACGUUUCGAAAGAGACGAUUGGCCGAUAAAAAAUAUGAGUUUUCCGAAGAUAAUACCGAAAAUAUUAUUCCAUAUAAUCGAAUGAGAUCGGUGAUCCGUAAUCCGACACUUCAUCAGAAAAUCUCACGACAUUCGCCAGCCCAUUCGAAUGUGAUGAGCUACAGUUCAUCGCCACCAUCAACUUUUGAAAUUGCCACAUCGUAUCAUACGCAUCGAGCAUCACCCAGUUACGGCUUUCGAUCACCAUGCGGAUCACCAGUCGGCAAUCGAUUUCAUAUGAUGUCUCCACCCGCCCGCUCUUGUUUCAAUGCCAAAUCACCAUCGUGCACACGAUCAGCAACAAUGUCUCCACGAAGUAUGAAGCGUCCCUAUUAUGAUUCCAUGUUAGAACCACAUUCAAAUCUAAUUUUAUCACCACGAAGCGAUGAUUGUGAUAGUAACAAGACUAAUUUCCCGUUAAGUGAGGUCAAACCACCAAAUAUUGACUUGCGAAAUAGCCAACAGAAUAUUUGCGAACGUAGUUUGAUCGAAAAUGAUCAAAAACCACAAUGCUCCAUUAUAUUGAGUCGGCACUAUGUUGAGGAAGACGAUGCAGCCAGUGUAAUAACCAGUGAAGAAGACGACUGCAUUUCGCCUGGCUAUCACACAUCGUUGCCUCUGGAAGUUCACGGGGCUGGCUACUCUGAUAUGCAAAUGAUAUCAAAGAAUUCUCUCAAGAAACUGAUGUGCCCAACAGUGAUUGUAACACAAAUCACAUUUGAUUUGGAGGCAUUUACCUACUAUGCCGUCAACUAUUUGUGUAGCAUCAAUAAUAAAAAAUACGGGUUCUUCUUCGACUGUGGCUGUGAAAUUGUCAAGAUUUGCCCGCUGAGUUGUGUACUGACCUGUAUUCUAAUGGUAAACUUUACGGCGAGUGAUGUGCAGAUCGAUCCCAGCGCCAAUAAUUGCUUAAAUUGUUCGAGUAAUUUGAAUUUGGAUUGUGUGUUUCAUCGCAAGCACUAUGAGUGUCAGAUUUUGUUCACCUGGGACAUUGAAACGGGCGAAUGGAAUGUAUUAGAUUAUGGACAUUUGAUGGAGGUGCCGCCGACGUUAACCAGUGAAAAGCAUACACCCUAUAUUCAUCGUAUCGUAAGCAAAUUGGCGGCCGACAUGAUAUCCGGCUUGAGUGCGUACACUGAAAUAUUCAAUAAGCUUCAUGUACUUGAUUCGUGCGUUGAAAAAUCGAAAAAGAUUUUACGCGAUGUAGACAAUUCCAUAGAAUUUUAUCGAACACCCGGUCAAAUACGGUAUUCGUCUGAUUUGAGUGACAUCGAAAUGGAAUAAUUUUGCGAGAAAAUUGUAUUUGUGUCACAUGUCAAUACCAAAUGAGAUUGAUGUUCGACUGCGUUUGAUGGUAACUUAGUUAAAAUGUUGUUCGCACGUGAACGUGUUGAACCUGAAGCAAUCCUGACAAAAUUGAAACAAAUACAUCACAAAAAAUGACAAAGACUAAACAAACAAAAGAAGAUGAUGAGGAAAAAAAGGAACACCAGUUCUUUUGUCCAGAUUACAUAGGAUUUUUAUAGAAUCAUCAGACCUUGUACAUUUACAGUAUAAUUUAUUAAAUUGAUUCAUUACAAUCGCAAAUAAAUAAUCUAUUUUGAAGCUAAUCGA